This is a messenger RNA of Lactuca sativa (garden lettuce), 2145 nucleotides long. RefSeq lists its product as uncharacterized. Gene Ontology annotation, molecular function: nucleic acid binding. The record is from RefSeq and is a predicted model, not a curated record. Lineage: Eukaryota; Viridiplantae; Streptophyta; Magnoliopsida; Asterales; Asteraceae. Gene Ontology annotation, biological process: DNA integration.
AUGGAAUCGAAUCCUACUGUUCAAAAGUGCAAAGCAGUUCCAAAGCGAAAGUUGAGUCACAAUGAACUAUUAAUGGAAAAGGGAAAUUCGUGGUUGCUCUCGUCACAUGACAGGUCAAAAGGAAAUCUACGCGAUUAUCAAAGUGUAGAAAAUGAUGGAGUGGUGAAGUUUAGCAAAAACAAUAAAUGCAAAGUUAAAGGAUAUGAAAAACUAACCAAUGGAAAGUUCACGGCCAAGCAACAUCGACAGGCUCAUCAAAUUACUAUUGAUUUGAAGAUCAUCGAACCAUUAGAACUUCUUUACAUUGAUCUUUGUGGUCCUUCGACUAUUGAGAUACUCAACAAAAAGAGGUACAUAUUGGUCAUUGUUGAUGACUUUUCAAGGUUCACUUGGGUUUACUUUCUUCUACAGAAAUCAGGCCCUGCUCAAGUGAUGAUCGAUUUCAUUAAGCAUAUUGAACUAAGUUUGUGCAAGAAAGUGAGAAAAAUCAAAAGUGAACAUGGCUCAGAAUUCAAGAAUCAAGUUCUUUAUAGUGAACUCAAAGAUAAUCUUUCAAAAUUUCAGUCCAUAGCUAAUGAAGGAAUAUUCUUGGGAUAUUCACAUAAUUCGGUGGCAUAUAAAGUGUUGAAUAAACGAACCAGGAAGAUUGAAGAAACUUUUAAUCUAACUUUUGAUGACUAUCAUGUUAAACAAGUCGAAAAACCAUUUGUUCAAAAGCCAAUCAUUUCUGAAACAGCUAUUGAGUCAGAAAUUAAUAAUUCUUUUGAUUUUGAUUAUGACUUAAUUUUUGGUGUUCCUGACAGGGUCAUUGAUGCAGAAAUUCAUGCUGAGGAUAAUCGGAUUCCUAAAGCUUCGAAACAUUCUGAUGAUUCGACAUUAACUCAUGAAAAUGAUGAUUCCUAUUCAACCUCUAAUACUCAAUGUCAUGUCGAUAGUCAUCCUGUGUUACAAGGUGAUCAACUGGAGGGGGAGCACUUGAAUUCGACUAUUAAUGUUGAGGGUGAUCAUGGAAGUUCGAGUACUGAUGUUGAGGGGGAGUGUCCUAUUUCAAAUACAAAUGUCAAGGGGGAGCAUUACCAGUCCAAUCCUAUUGUCGAGGGGGAGCAAAAUGGAAUUUUACCUUAUGAUUCGAACAUACACACUGAUGUUUUUCAUGAUAUACCAGAUAAUGUAUCCAAUGUAGGUGAAGGUUUAGAACCAGAUGAUAUGUUCGAAGAUGCACCUUUGGAUUUCAAUCCAUCCUACCCACCAUUGGACAAGUGGACAAGAAAUCAUCCUAAAGAACAAGUUCUUGGUGAUCCUCAAGCUGGAGUAGAGACAAGAUCCCAGCUUCGAGCUAAAAAUGAGAAGCGAAAACAGUUAAGGGCUUUGGAUGAUAUUGAUUGGAUUGUUGCAAUGCAAUCCGAAUUAGCUAAAUUUGAGAGAAACAAAGUUUGGCGUCUUGUUCCAAAACCAAAUGAAGUAUUAAAACAAGAACGACGAGCCUGGUAUGCAACUCUUACCAAUUUUUUAAAGCAAUCAAAAUUUGAACAAGGAUCAGUUGAUCCCACUCUCUUUAGAAAGAAAGUUCGGAAUCAUUUCAUGCUUGUUCAAAUUUAUGUUGAUGAAAUUAUUUUUGGCUCUACUAACCCUACAUUGUCGAGUGAGUUUGAGAAUAUGAUGAAGAGUCGAUUCAAAGUGAUCAUGAUGAGGAAGAUUAACAAUUUUCUAGGAUUAAACAUUCAUCAAAUCAUAGAAGGAAUCUUUAUCAAUCAAGUGAAGUAUUCUCGCCAUCUGCUUGUGAAGUUUGGAAUGAAGAAUAAUUCGAAAUUGCACAUACCUAUGGUUGUUGGCACAUGUCUUGGACAUGCGUUAGACAAGCCUAUUUUCGCUCUUACAUUGUACAAGAGCAUGAUUAGUUCGUUACUAUACUUAACUGCUAGUCGACUUGAUAUUAUGUUUGUAGUUUGCAAUUGUGCUAGGUAUCAGUCAAAUCCCAGGGAACCUCAUCUAACUGCUAUAAAGAAUAUCUUUCCUUAUCUAAAAGGGAUAAUUUUGUUGGGUAUAUGGUACCCUUCGAAGACUGUUUUCUUUGUUCAAGCAUUUUUGGAUGCCGAUCUGGGUGGUUGUCAACUCGACAGGAAAAGCACUACUAGCGGAUGUUAA